AUGCAGAGGAGACAAGUGCGAUUAAGGAGGGAGUACCUGUAUAGAAAGUCCCAGGAGGCCAAGGCUAGGCAGAUCCACGACAGGAAACAAACUUUGAAAUCAGCUAUCGAAAGUGGCAAGCCGAUACCGCAUGAUCUAAGAGACGAUGCUCAGCUACUACGAAAGGAUUUACAGUUCGAUGAAGGACAGAGUGGACCCUCUACUCAUAUCGAUGACGAAUACGCUAGAGCGGGUGAACAAGAUCCCAAAAUACUCAUCACCACUUCAAGAGAUCCAAGCAGUCGGCUGCAAAUGUUUGCAAAGGAAAUGAGACUCGUAUUCCCAAACGCCCAACGAAUCAACCGUGGUAACUAUGUCAUGGGCGAUAUUGUGGAAGCCUGUCGAGCAAAUGAAGUUACAGAUCUAGUCAUUCUUCAUGAACAUCGUGGUCAGCCAGAUGGCAUGAUCAUAUCUCACUUCCCUUAUGGCCCAACUGCAUCCUUCACCCUACACAAUGUCAAACUGAGGCAUGAUGUGCCAGAUAGUGGGAAAGUAUCUGAACAGUACCCACAUUUGGUAUUCAACAAGUUUACAUCAAAACUGGGAUCGAGAGUUCAAAACAUUCUGAAAUACCUGUUUCCUGUUCCAAAGGACACUAGUCAACGUGUCAUGACAUUUGCUAAUGAAGGUGACUUUAUCUCCUUCAGACACCACGUAUUCACACGCGUUGGAAAAGAAGUUGAACUUAUGGAAGUCGGUCCUCGUUUCGAAAUGAGAGCAUACGAGAUACGACUAGGCACUGUCGAGCUGGCAGAAGCAGACGUGGAGUGGGCACUACGACCAUAUCAUAAUACUGCCAAGAAGAGGGAUAUGUUGUGA
Molecule: messenger RNA, 858 nt
Organism: Synchytrium microbalum
Lineage: Eukaryota; Fungi; Chytridiomycota; Chytridiomycetes; Synchytriales; Synchytriaceae
Exons: 8
Coding region: 1-858 (285 amino acids)
Biological process (GO): rRNA processing
Cellular component (GO): nucleolus; small-subunit processome; Mpp10 complex
Molecular function (GO): snoRNA binding; rRNA primary transcript binding
Source: RefSeq, a predicted model, not a curated record